AUGACACAAGUUGAACAUAAAGUCGUUCACGAAGCUCACAACGUUGAAGCUCGUCAAGCUCCAGAACAUUUCUACAAAUCUCAACCAAACAAAGGUUUUGUUACAGAUUUAGAUCAUUAUAAAGAACUUUACGCCAAAUCUAUUGAAGAUCCAGAAGCUUUCUUUGGUCCAUUAGCUAAAGAAUACUUAGAUUGGGAUAAACCAUUCACCAAAGUUAGAAAUGGGUCAUUAGAAAACGGUGAUGUUUCAUGGUUCUUGAAUGGUGAAUUAAACGCUUCUUAUAACACUGUUGAUAGACAUGCUUUUGCUAACCCAGCUAAACCAGCUAUUAUUUAUGAAGCCGAUGAUGAAAAGGAAAACAGAGUUAUCACUUUUGGUGAAUUAUUAAGACAAGUUAGUGAAGUUGCUUCAGUUUUGAAAAGCUGGGGUGUUAAAAAAGGUGAUACUGUUGCUGUCUACUUACCAAUGAUUCCAGAAGCUGUUGUUGCCAUGUUGGCGGUUGCAAGAUUAGGUGCUAUUCAUUCAGUUAUCUUUGCCGGUUUCAGUGCUGGGUCAUUGAAAGACCGUGUUGUUGAUGCUGGUUCAAAAGUUAUCAUUACUUGUGAUGAAGGUAAAAGAGGUGGUAAAACUGUUCAUACUAAAAAAAUUGUUGAUGAAGGUAUCAAUGGUGUCUCUCAAGUUGAAAAAAUCUUAGUUUUCCAAAGAACUGGUUCUCAAGGUAUCCCAAUGACCAGCGGUAGAGAUUAUUGGUGGCAUGAAGAAACCUCUAAAUCUAGAGGUUAUUUACCACCAACUCCAGUCAAUUCUGAAGAUCCAUUAUUUUUAUUAUAUACAUCAGGUUCAACAGGUUCUCCAAAAGGUGUUGUUCAUACCACCGGUGGUUAUUUAUUAGGUGCUGCCUUAACUACUAGAUAUGUUUUCGAUAUUCAUCCAGAAGAUGUUUUAUUCACUGCUGGUGAUGUUGGUUGGAUUACUGGUCAUACUUAUGCUCUUUAUGGUCCAUUAACUUUAGGUACCGCUACUAUUAUUUUUGAAUCUACUCCAGCUUAUCCAGAUUAUGGUAGAUAUUGGAGAAUUAUUGAACGUCAUAGAGCUACUCAUUUCUAUGUUGCUCCAACUGCUUUAAGAUUAAUUAAAAGAGUUGGUGAAUCCGAAAUUUCUAAAUAUGAUAUAAGUUCAUUAAGAACUUUAGGUUCUGUUGGUGAACCAAUUGCACCUGAUUUAUGGGAAUGGUAUAAUGAAAAAAUUGGUAACAAAAACUGUGUUAUUUGUGAUACUUUUUGGCAAACUGAAUCUGGUUCACAUUUAAUUGCCCCAUUAGCUGGUGCCGUUAAUACUAAACCAGGUUCUGCUACUGUUCCAUUCUUUGGUAUCGAUGCUGCUAUUAUUGAUCCAGUUACUGGUGAAGAAUUGAAAGGUAAUGAUGUUGAAGGUGUUUUAGCUGUUAAAUCAUCAUGGCCAUCAAUGGCUAGAUCAGUUUGGAAUAAUCAUGGUCGUUACAUUGAAACUUACUUAAAGCCUUAUCCAGGUUAUUAUUUCACAGGUGACGGUGCUGGUAGAGAUCAUGAUGGUUAUUACUGGAUCAGAGGUAGAGUUGAUGAUGUUGUUAAUGUUUCAGGUCAUAGAUUAUCAACUUCAGAAAUUGAAACUGCUUUAACUGAACAUUUAGGUGUUUCUGAAAGUGCUGUUGUUGGUGUUCCAGAUGAAUUAACUGGUCAAACUGUUAUUGCCUUUGUUUCAUUAAAAGAUGGUUAUUUAGUUCAAGCUAAUGAAAAAAUCACUGAUUCAAAUGAACAUAUUACACCAGAUAAAUUAAGAAGAGAAUUAAUUUUACAAGUUAGAGGUGAAAUUGGUCCAUUUGCUGCACCAAAAACUGUUGUUAUUGUUGAUGAUUUACCAAAAACUAGAUCAGGUAAAAUCAUGAGAAGAGUUUUAAGAAAAAUCACAUCAAAUGAAGCUGAUCAAUUAGGUGAUAUGUCAACUUUAGCAAAUCCAGAAAUUGUUAAUCAUAUUAUUACAGCUGUUGAUGAACAAUACUUUCAAUUAUUGAAAAAAUAG
This is a messenger RNA of Hansenula ciferrii, 2058 nucleotides long. RefSeq names its product acetate--CoA ligase ACS2 (gene ACS2). The transcript has a single exon. Gene Ontology annotation, molecular function: AMP binding; acetyl-CoA synthetase activity. The coding region runs from base 1 to 2058 and encodes 685 amino acids. The record is from RefSeq and is a predicted model, not a curated record. Lineage: Eukaryota; Fungi; Ascomycota; Saccharomycetes; Phaffomycetales; Wickerhamomycetaceae. Gene Ontology annotation, cellular component: cytosol.